Orbilia oligospora ATCC 24927 is the source of this 4662-nucleotide messenger RNA. RefSeq lists its product as uncharacterized. The record is from RefSeq and is a predicted model, not a curated record. The transcript has 6 exons. Gene Ontology annotation, molecular function: NAD+ kinase activity; phosphatidylinositol-4,5-bisphosphate 5-phosphatase activity. Gene Ontology annotation, biological process: NADP+ biosynthetic process; NAD+ metabolic process; phosphatidylinositol dephosphorylation. Bases 1 to 4662 code for a protein of 1553 amino acids. NCBI's taxonomy places the organism in Eukaryota, Fungi, Ascomycota, Orbiliomycetes, Orbiliales, Orbiliaceae.
AUGGCGACCCCCAGUGCUUCCGACCCAAGCGGUCCUCGGCCGACUCAAGAUCUUGAAAAGCUCGUUGGUGGCCCCGUCGCGGCUGCGCUCUACCACCGUCGAAAGGAAUUCCUCCAGCGAACAAGAUGCACGGUCAAAGUCACAACAUGGAACGUCGCAUCUAUCGACGGAGCACAUAGAGCAGCCGGAUCAAUUCUCCGAGAACCAGCCGUGGGAGCCGAUGAACCCGGAGGCAGAGGAGCGAGAAAUCGGGUCUCACGAUCUAUCGGUAGCGGAGGCGUCACCUCAGAUAAAAAAGAGAAACCACUUGGUAUUACCGAUUCACGAAGCUCUGAAGGCGGCGUCCAGGGACCGCAAAGAUUACCAACGGGCUCUAGCACUGCAGCAGAGGGUAACGAAGUUUAUGGUCGACGAGAUGGACAGGACGAGGCAGAAGAAGGGAAGGACUCCGCUCUCGGGCAGGUUGAAGAACGAGAAACGCGAACAGUUGUUGAGAGCAAUAGGGCGAAAGCGGGAGUGGCGAGAACCUCGGGGUCAAUCUCCUCGAUCGGGCAAGAGCUAGUAUCUGGGGGAACCCAGGCGUACAACUGUAUCCACGUUAUCUGUCUCCAGGAAGUAGUGGAUGUUACUGCUCCGGAGAAUUUCAUCCGAACUGUGGAUGAAGCGGUUCAGAAACGGUGGAAAGAAGAGAUCCAGGCUGCUCUUCCCGAAUACCGAUGUCUCCUCGUUCAACAAUUAGUGGGGGUUUUGAUGUUCGUUUACGUUUCACCUGAGAUAGCGCCCCAGAUCACUACGCCGAGUUCGACAAGCGUGGGGACGGGAUUGAUGGGGUACAUGGGUAACAAAGGUGGCGCUAUGGCAAGGCUAGUUUUUGGAGGCCUACCUGCUGCCGGAAUAUCACCACCGUCGUUUGCCGAUAGCUCGAUAGAGGAACUACGAGAAUCCGAAGAAGAAAGAGGUGUCACUGUCGUUUUUGUGGACUGCCAUCUUGCGGCUUUUGUGAAUUCCGUCGAUAGGAGAAAUUGGGACUACACGGAAAUAAUGAGGAGGGCUUACUUCCACCCAAACCCGUUACCGAUAUCUGGGGGUGGAACAGUACCGGAAGCCGUUGCAGCUGCGCAUCCAAACGGAUAUCCGUUUAAGGAGUGCGAUAUCGUGGUGUGGGCCGGGGAUUUGAAUUACAGACUUGAAAUGCCUGGGAACAAAAUAAGGAAGGCGAUUCAUAAGUUCCUCCCUUCAGAAGCAGAUGGGAGUGACCCGGUCUUGAAGCUGAUUCUUGAUCAACAAGCGCCCGACAACAACGAUGACAGUAAAAGCAAUGAUUCAGAGCCAAAUCGUAGUUUUGAAGAAACAAUUAGUUUUCUCCUCGAGAGCGAUCAAUUACGGAAAGUUCAAUCUGAAGGGAAAGCAUUCCAACAUUUCCACGAAGGCAAAAUUAUGUUUGUGCCAACGUACAAAUACGACCCGGGCACGAUCUCGACCUUCGAUACUAGCGAAAAAGCGAGAGUUCCUAGUUAUUGCGAUCGGAUUUUAUGGAAAGACUGGAAAGUUGAAGAGGAAGAGAUCGAAAGACUAAAAGCGCGGAAAUUAUCCGAUGAAAGAGACCAGAAACGAGAAUCUCAUCUGGAUGGGACCGACCAUAGCGAUGUUUUAUUUGACUUUGCGGACGAAGAAGACGUAGGCGAUGAAUCCGAGUUGCGCAUAAACGAGAAUGACUUGAACAUACCACCAAAGAUUGAUCAUGAGAUUACUUCUAUCAACGACAUCGAUAUUUCCGAUAUCGCUACCCCGUUGAAGCUUUUGAAGUACUUUUCGCAUCAAUCAGUCGCAGAAUCCGAUCACAAACCUGUAAGCGCAGAGUUCUCGCUCGACUUCCUUGGCGUCAACCAGGAGAAACGGUCUCAGAUACAAAUCGAGGUUGUGAAGGAACUCGACCGCCACGAAAACGAAGCCCGUCCCGCGGUCACGGUUAUAGUAGAUGGAGACCCUAGUGACGAGAUAGUCAACUUUGGGGAUGUUACUUGGGAUCAGGUGGUUCGUCGCACCGUAACAAUUGCGAAUACGGGCCGGACUGCAGCCGUGUGCGAGUUUGUCAAAAGGCCUGUUCUCCCCGCUAUCAUGGACGACGAUGACGAUGGCUUUACUAAAGUGACAUCGGAGGAUGCCAAUGAUCCCAUGGCAUUUGGGGAGGAGAGUAGUGCUACUGGUGGGGCCACGGAGGAAGUUUGUAGGGAGUGGUUAUCGGCUACGUUCAAUAGUUCAGAAACGGAUGGACCACACAUGUUGCAACCUGGUGAUGCCGAGCAGGUUACAUUACAGCUGGCGCUUCCUCCAAGAAAGCACGGUCGGCAGCCUCGAUCCGCCUAUGCUUCCCUGCUUCGACAUCUCAACAAAGGAAAGGAACAACUCGCGGAUGUGUUGGUGAUGCGGGUAUCCCAAGGUCAGGACAAGUUUAUACCUGUCAAGGCCGAGUUUAAACCUACGUUCCUGGGAUAUGGACUUACGGAAUUGUUGAGGGUUCCUGAUUCUGCGGGUGGUAUCAGGGAGAAUCCGAAGUGCACGGGGGAAGCGCACUGGAGUGCGCCGCGGGAGUUGUUCAGGAUGACAGAGUAUCUUUUGUUAACUUUAAGGAGUAUUGUGAUGAGUGAGGGUGGAGAGGGUGUCAGAUGGACAAUGCUGCCGGGGUGGCCGUUUGUGAAAGAAACUUGGGGGUUAAUGGAUAGUGAUGGAGAUGAUGAUGAAGGCGUCAAAGAACUUACUCGAUCUUCUGUUUAUGCUAGAUCUGCACUCAAGAGAUGGAUAAGAGAAUCUCUCGAUUGCGACAAAGACUGGGCAUGGGAAGAGGUUGACAGAAACGGAUUUUCGGAAGAAGACAAGUGUGAGGCCAUGUCCGAGUGUUUACUUGACUGGCUAGGAUACCUUAAAGAAGGCGUACUCCCCGGAUCACUAUAUGGAGAAGUCGUGAAGGGAGUUGGCGGAAAAGCCGGAGCUGAUAAAAUACUCGAUAUGUUACCUACCGCAGCUCCGCCUGUUCACACCAAUGUUUUUAUAUACCUUACUGGUUUCAUAUCAGAGGUUAUAUCACUCUUAUCGCCCAAAUACGACGCAGCAAUAACCAACAACUUCACCCCACAAGCACUUACACCAGCGGCUCUGGUCAAACGGCUAAGUGCUAGUAGCAGGUUGACGACCACAGAACUGGUGAAGAAAAGCGUGGUAAAAGAGUUUGCUGAGGUUAUCGUGCGGCGCCCUACGGCGAUGGAUGGUUGGAGGAGCGAUACACUUGAGAAGCGGGAGGAGGAAAGAAGCGUGGAUGUUCGGCUCGUACUUCUCGCAAAACUUGAAUUUGUUACCCACUUCCCUUCAACAACAUCAGCUUCCCGUCAAAAACCCCUGUCGCAGCUGGCUGCGAAUAUCUCUAGCUUCGCCAACUACCCGUCAUACAUCAUGCGGUCUUGGAUACGAAGUCUCCGGACUGUAGACGCCCGAAGGGUGACCCAACGCUGCUUCUCGUCGAGCAGGCCUAGGUUAGAGCUUCGAUCGAUAUGGGAUCUCGAUAACAAGAUAGACCCGUGUGAAUGUAUAGAAUGCACAAAUCGAAGUCUUGAAAUUAUCAAGUUUCCUGAAGAUCAGCCUCCCAAUAAUGUCCUGUUGAUACAGAAGGAAGGGGUAUCGUCUGUUACAGAAGCUAUGGUUGAGUUUGCGAAGUUUCUUAAAACUGCAUACCCAGCUACGAAUAUCAUCCUUGAACCUCAUAUCGCUACUGAACUACAUUCGUCCUUGCCGUUCCCAAUACAUGCGACACCUUAUACGACUCUCCCACCAUAUCCGAACCGAAAUCCAUACCAUCUCAAAACUUCAUUGACUGUUACAUUCGGCGGGGACGGAACAAUCCUCCAUGCUGCUAGUCUCUUCUCUACAUCCCCCGUCGUUCCACCUUUAUUAUCAUUCUCCCUCGGUACACUAGGUUUCCUAGGGCCAUGGAAGUUUUCAGACUACAAAACAGCAAUAACCGCCGUUUUCACGAACAAAGCACGUAUCAUGCGUCGCAGUCGUAUCAAGAUGGAAGCAUUCUCCGGCUCUACACAGUUGUUGGGAGAUUUAUGGCCCCCAGAUUCUCAAUCAAACGGUGGACGUGGUGAAGGAUCUGGUGUAUGGGCAAUGAACGAGGUUAACAUCCAUCGUGGACAAAACCCCCAUAUGGCGAUAGUGGAGGUCUUUGUAGACGGCAGAUUCCUAACAGAAGCUGUCGCCGACGGGAUUAUCCUAAGUACGCCAACGGGAUCGACUGCCUACUCACUCAGUAGCUUUGGAUCUAUUGUUCACCCCAGAGUCCCCGCUAUACUUCUUACACCUAUUUGUCCACGAUCACUGAGUUUUAGACCGUUGGUGUUGCCGGCUGAGGUGGAGGUUAGUUUGAAGCUGUCGGAUAAGGCAAGAGGGGACGAAGUUGAGGUUUCUAUUGAUGGGAAGAGGUGGGGUGGGGUUAGGAAGGGGGUCGAGGUUAAGAUUACUGGUGAGAUGGGGAAUUUUUGUGGAGGUGGGGAAGGAGGAGUGCCGUGCAUUUGGAGGGAGGGGAGUGAACAUGAGGAUGAAUGGGUGGGGGGAUUAAAUGGACUGUUGAAGUUUAAUUAUCCGUUUGGCGAGGAGGUACAUUUCUGA